CCGCGGCCGGGCCCGGUUGCGCGUUGGCUGCCGGCGGCGGCGCCGCCAGUGAGGCUGCGCUGAGGCUGCGGGGCCGGAUGGCCGAGCCGCCCGCCCCGCUCACUCGGGCGGCGGCCGACGGCGGGCGAGGAGCCGGGGCGAGCCCUCCCCAGCGGGAGAGCCAAGCCCUGCGGCACGCAGCGCCAUGGUCUCAUGGAUCAUCUCCAGGCUCGUGGUGCUUAUAUUUGGCACUCUUUACCCCGCAUAUUAUUCCUACAAAGCCGUGAAAUCAAAGGACAUCAAAGAAUACGUCAAAUGGAUGAUGUACUGGAUCAUAUUUGCGCUCUUCACGACAGCAGAGACAUUCACGGACAUCUUUCUAUGCUGGUUUCCAUUCUACUAUGAACUCAAAAUAGCUUUUGUAGCUUGGCUGCUGUCUCCAUACACAAAAGGCUCCAGCCUCCUGUACAGGAAAUUUGUUCAUCCAACACUGUCUUCAAAAGAAAAGGAGAUCGAUGACUGCCUUGUCCAGGCCAAAGACCGGAGCUACGAUGCCCUCGUCCACUUUGGGAAGCGGGGGCUGAACGUCGCAGCCACGGCAGCCGUCAUGGCAGCGUCGAAGGUCUCUCAGCUACUUCAUUUACACUUGUAUUGGGACCAGAAACAAGGGCAGGGACAGGGGGCCCUGUCUGAGAGACUAAGGAGCUUUAGCAUGCAGGAUCUCUCGACGAUCCGUGGAGACAGCAGCAGCACUGUUCCUCCAUCGGUCACUGUACGAACAAGUAGCAAACAGAGCCACCCAAAACCAUCCCGAAGUGCAUCGGAAGGCACUGGCAGCUCAGUGUGCACGUGUUGCUCGGUGUGCCGGCUCCUCAGAGACUGUAAAUGGCCCUGUGAAAUAGGCAUGGACAAUACGUUUGAAAAGCCACCUGAAGUAAACUGUGAAACCCAAGGCUCUGUGUUCUCCGAUGAUGAGGAGAACGAUUCAUUGGAUUGUGCAUCCAUGAACAAAAAGCCCAAAAAGAAGGAUCAACCCCUUGAGGCACCGCCUAGGACCCUUAGACCUCGCUUCAGGAAGAAAAGUACCUCGUCCUCUGUCACUGAAACAAUGUGAGUGCAAUGAGCCAAUAGCACCAGGAUCCACAGAAUGUCUCUCUUCUGCCUUAAAGAGCUACUUGUUAACGUAGGAAACAGCAGUGGGAUGGAUGUGCUUUGUGCAGCGAUGUAGACACGGCCUUUCCCUCUCCUCUCUCUGUAUCCUCUGUUACAGCUUCUCGCGUUAGUCCGUGGUGUUGGACAGUGUGACAGACACCUGCAGGUUCAGAGUCCUUGUUCUGUUUGCAGGGUGUACCCCCACUCACGCCAACCCUGUACAUUUACAGUUCUCAUCUGUGUCUGCAUAGCUCUAGCUCUGUGAAUGCACAGCGGAGACGGAAACAAUCCCCCAGUUACUCAUGGUGACACAUUGACAGUGUGUUUAUUUAUGGCUUUACCAUUAUGAGGCGGAUUUGCAGAACCCGUGGAUUUCUCUUUCCUCAAGACUGUGGAUGAGGUAACAAGUAUCCAAGUACUUUGUAUGAAAUGUCCGAGGUUCGUUAGUGAAAGCUGAGCUUCUCUGUCUGCAAGUUAACCUGGGAACACCAUAUGGAGAACAAACCACUUACAGAGGACGAGGAAGAGAUGUGUGAGAGAAAAGAAGUGGUUCCAACGAGGUCAUGAAGUCUUUAAUUUUCAUCAGCCUGAGCCAGGAGAGUAUAGUGUGGAACAUGAUGGCAGCUGGAAGAACAUACUGCUUGUGGCAAAGGCUCUACUGCCAGUUGUAAAGUGUGAGCAAGCCAGGCUUGUAUUAAGUGCAGCAACAGAGUUAGGAUUGCUUUAGUGACACAGAGAGGAAAACACACCUUCCUCCCCUGCCUGCAGCAGGAUCAGCCCCAGCACCCUGCCUUCUGGGUCAGGUGCCACUGGUUUCCUUGCAGGGUGCUGGGGCUGAGUUGCUGUUUGAAGCCUGGAGUGUUGCUUGCAGCAUGGAGUUGGUUAGAACCACAAGAUCCAGACGCAGUGGUGUGUUUGUAUCCAUAUAUAAAUGAGAAAUAUAAAAGAGGAAGAUGUGGUAGGGUUUGUGUAUUUGUGCUUCAAGUUGGUGUCUCUUGUAAGUGUUGAGCAUGUGACAGUCACUCAUACGUUAAUUCCGUGGCACUUUGUGUUUGCUCUUGGACCUGUCACGUAGACUAGAACAUUUAGCAUCACAUAGAACGUGCCAUUGCCAGGCGAUCAGUGCAGGGUCUUGAUGGGGAACAGCAUGGAUAACCCAGGUCAGGUGCAGCAGGAUGCAAACAGUGGAGUGGAUCAGAGAAACCCGCAGUGAGUGCCCUUGGAAACCUGUUCUCUGCUGGUUAUGCAUUGAUAUCCCAGCCCUCCCUGGCUAAUGGAUCCCUGAGGCUUCCCCCAGAGCUUCUUACUAUGUACGUGGGGAAGACAGAAACUGUGUACAGACACACAAAUGUGUAUCUGGCUUAGCUGGGAAGCAGAAACAGUGAGUAGGUAUUUCCUGUGCCUGCCACAGUAUUUGGCCUCAUUACCUGAGCAUUUUAUUUCCUUUACAUGUGCUAAUUUAAUUGUAUUUUGCAAUGGGUAGGAAGGAAAAAGACUUGAGAAAGUAAAUUAAAACCAACCUGUCUAAAUAGCAGUUACAGAAGAGCCAGUCCUUGGAAGACACAGCAAAAGCUUGGAGAAGCUAAGCUUGUGCAUUUUGUUCUUAAGCAGCUUUAGAGUUCAUUUGAUUCCUUUUGGCAGACAUUAGUAAGAAAGAAGAAACCCUGCCUGCAGUGUUAGCAGAAGAUAGAAUCCUGCAAGCGAGCUGUGUUUCCCUGCUACGCAAUGGGCUGCCAUAAGAUAAAGCAGCAGCUGACAAGUUUGCACUCGAUGCCAAACCCCCCCAGUAACAUAGAGCUAUGUAACUUCUGAUGAAUUCUACUCUCAGACAUGCUGUAGGAGCAUUGAUUCUCACUACAAUUAUUAGAUGUGCGUCUAAUCUGCUGUUUUACUGUAACCUUUGACUGUUUAGCAUUUCUUAAGUGCUGAGGUAAAGUUGUUGACAAGGGAGUUGCCUUAUAUCUCUCAAAACAUUCACUGUAUAAAUGAGAAAAAUAAACCUUUUCAUAUCUCUGGCAAAAAUGUAUUAUCAACUGAGCUGUAUAUUUGUGUAUAGAUAGGUAAGAAAUGUGGAUGCUCACCCA
Molecule: messenger RNA, 3215 nt
Organism: Neopsephotus bourkii (Bourke's parrot)
Lineage: Eukaryota; Metazoa; Chordata; Aves; Psittaciformes; Psittacidae
Gene: REEP1
Product: receptor accessory protein 1
Exons: 10
Coding region: 185-1093 (302 amino acids)
Biological process (GO): endoplasmic reticulum tubular network organization
Cellular component (GO): endoplasmic reticulum tubular network; endoplasmic reticulum membrane; cytoplasmic microtubule
Molecular function (GO): microtubule binding
Source: RefSeq, a predicted model, not a curated record